Molecule: messenger RNA, 2589 nt
Organism: Artibeus jamaicensis (Jamaican fruit-eating bat)
Lineage: Eukaryota; Metazoa; Chordata; Mammalia; Chiroptera; Phyllostomidae
Gene: PRR3
Product: proline rich 3
Exons: 5
Coding region: 737-1477 (246 amino acids)
Molecular function (GO): RNA binding; metal ion binding
Source: RefSeq, a predicted model, not a curated record
CUGAGAGAGCCAGGGGGGGAGGUGCGCGUGGGAGGAUCGUGCUCGCUUUGUCGCGGACGCUACCACCAUGCGCUCGGAAGAGGGGGGACGUGUGUCAUCAAUACCUACGCGCCUGGGAGUAGCUACCACUCACCUUGAGGGGCUGUGGAGCGGCCUGCGUGGGGAGAGAGGGGCGUGGACACGCCGCAGCUACUUCUCAGCCCCAGGGCUUGACCUGAAAAGGCUGAGACUGUGCGCCGGACAUUGGAACCCAGUUCUGCAGUUACUCUGUGGGUAGGGUCAGAGGUCUAGAACAGUGCGAGCGGUCUAAAGCAUCCUGAGCGCCGCCCUGCCGGGAUCCAAAUUACUGGUGGGAAGAAUGAGGAGAAGGUUUACGGAUCAUAAGAGCAAGCGCGGGCAAGGAGGGAAACCCAGAAGUUACUAGGGCUUUGAGGGGAAGGUCAGAGGUCACGAGGUUGUGCCUGCAGCUGUUACCAUGGUAACCGGGAGCCGGCCGUGGCAGUAUGUGUGCGACAGCCCUCUUCUCAGACCUAGCUCGAGAGCCUGAGGACUUUAAUGUACAAUGUGCAGCCGGUCGUGGAGGUUUUUUCUUCGAGAGAAGAAAGGAAUUUUUCAAGCACUUAUAGAAGCGCAGCGAAGGAAAGGUUUGAGAUUGCCGCUUUGUCUAACAGAGACCUAGGGAGGCGGCUGACGUGAGAAAGCCACACAAAGGUACCCACACCUUUCCGGAAGCUAAAUGGGGGCACUUCAGCCUCCAGGUCCACCGCACCCCGGAAGCGGAAACAAUCCCAGCGUGCCCCUUCACCGUACUCGAAGUCCCGCUGCAGCCGUUGCAGCAACCACGAUGCCCAAACGGAAAAAGCAGAAUCAGCAGCAGCAGCUGACGCUGGACCCCCAAGUGUCAAAGCAGGAAGAGAUUGGAGACGAAGACGAUGGGAUUCCUACGGGACCACCCAGCCUUCUGGGCCCUCCCCCUAUGGCCAAUGGAAAGCCCAGUGACUCCAAGUCAGGUGUGGUUGUUGAUAACUGUGAGUUUGCUGUCCUUUCACUGUUCAACUUUUUUAUCUUCUUUUUCUUAGCUCUUCACAGAGGUCCUCCAGGAUCAAGGGGACUCAUGAUUCCACCACUGCUGACUCUCCCGCCUCCUCUCCGGGGCAGAGGCCCAGUUUGGGGCGACUUUGCCCCCAGGUGUGGCCCAUAUGGUCGUGGUUGGUGGGGGGUCAGUGCCGAGCCUACCUUUCCCAGACCAGGCCAUAGUAAUCCCUUCAGGGGAGGCUUUCACAAAGAACAGAGACAACCUCGAAGGCUCAGAAGCUGGUCACUUGUCAAGAAUACCUGCCUUCCCAAGAAUGAACCCCAGAUUAUGGAAGACAAAUCUGACCGCCCUGUUUGCCGACAUUUUGCCAAAAAGGGCCACUGUCGAUAUGAGGACCUCUGUGCCUUCUACCACCCAGGCGUCAAUGGACCUCCUCUGUGAGACUGCCUUCCCAUCCAACCUGGAAGGAGCCCUCCAUGCCCUGUCCGCCACAUAUUUCCCUGUGGCCCUGUAGUGGCUACUGUGAUGUUGUUCAACCCAGCACCUUCCAGUCAGUGACACCCACCCCUAUUCACCGCCUCUCCCAUUUGGGGUCCAGGGUUGUGUUUCAUCACUGGUACACAGUGUGUGCUCUUCUGAUCAGCCUCCAGAGACUUGCCUUCGAUAUCCCAUCUUUGUUCCUUUCAACUGCUUCCUGGAUCCUUUAUCCCUUGCCAACUGACUGCUAAGCAGGAAAUUUACUUGGUGCUGUUUCUUGUGCAAUUGUCCAUCAAGCCCCCAGUAUUGCCCUCAAUUCCUGAGCCCUGGAGCAGUUUCCUACCAUUCCCUCCCAGCUGCUUAUUAUAAGUCCUUUAUUUGUGAUACCUCCUACUCCCAAUGUUAUCCGCUGCUCUGCGAAUCUCCCCAGGUUGUCUGACCUGGGGUCAAGUUUCAAUGACUGGUACAGAGUCACUCCCUGAAAAGCCAUUGUCGGGCUUUUGGAUUUUGUAGUUUCGCCAUCAGUAGCAUGGCCCCCACCACUGUGGUCUGUGAUCACUGUCCUUUGUGAGAUCUGCAUUCUCUCGUAGCCUUUUUCAUUGUCCAUGGCAUUUCUGUGGCUUAACACACUAGAGUAUUUCUGCCAAAUGAGUGAGGUUCUUGGUGCCCUCUAGACUUUCCCCAACCCCAAAACGAGAGAACUGUGAAACUUCCCACAAGAGGGCUUCCUUGGCCUCAUGAGAUGUCCUCUAAAGCCUCUGGUGGGCCUACCCCAUCCCCUCUACAGCCCAUUUUAGUUAGACUGCAUCAUUUUGAGGCCACCAGGCUUUUUUGAAUUCUGUAAAUCUCCACCUGGCCUGUCUUUGGGUAUAACCUGGACAGUAUUGUCCUUGUCCAACCUCUACUUCCCUGGCACUGGUUGUUUUCUGUGAAAACAUCAGUGAACAGGCUGUUUUGAACUGACCAUGAGGAUAUGGGUCAGGAGUUGUUAGGGCAAGAAGGAGGGCUGUUGAACUGAAAGUGAUUUUUUUCUUUUUAAGAUAAUUUAUAGUAGUAAUAAAUGCAGUGGAAAUGAA